This is a messenger RNA of Zychaea mexicana, 807 nucleotides long. RefSeq lists its product as uncharacterized. Lineage: Eukaryota; Fungi; Mucoromycota; Mucoromycetes; Mucorales; Lichtheimiaceae. The transcript has a single exon. Bases 159 to 626 code for a protein of 155 amino acids. The record is from RefSeq and is a predicted model, not a curated record.
GGCUCCCUGCGUGAUAAAAUAGCAUAGAUAUUCAAAAUAAGAUCCGUUCUGUAAGUAUUGAAAACAAUACCUCGUGUGCACUUCGCUACCAGCACCAACGUUGACAGUUGCUGAACCUUGAGUAAUGCUUGUAGAAUGAUUCGAAGUUGCUGCUGGUAAUGCCCCCUCUGUCUUACCAACGUCAACAUGGACGGUAUUCACCACGGCGAAAAAAAAGGCGGAAAACUAUUAUUCUGUAUGAAGUUUUCUCAUGUGAAUCCAGAUGGAAAGGGCAAAUCCAUAAGUUUUUCACAGGAACAAAAAUAACAAGUUUUAACAUUAAAAACACAUGUAGUUACAAUGCUUCACAGAGAAAAAAACCAUCAAUUCACAGUAAAUUAGUUAUAAUUACAGUAUAUAUAUCUGUUAAGCAAGAACAGGGAGUUCCGAUCUUUUUAAAAACGAUUUCCACUACUUUUAAUUGUUUAUUUGUUAUAUACAGCGAUACUUCAAUGUGGUCCAUUGUUACAGCCAUGGUUCCUAUGCUCCUGUGGUUCCUGAUACUGCGAUUGUUCUGUCAUGCCUUAUUUUUUAGGGGGUCGUCCUCGUCUCUUGGCAGGCUUUUGCUGGGUGAUUUGGUCAGUUAGUUGCAAUGUUAGUGCUGCGGAUCUUGUUCAUGCUGCAUUGCGACGGUGCGGUCAAUGUUGCUAGCAGAAGGAAUUACUUGCUGAGAGGAACUUGCUCAUAAAGAUGUGUCAGACGGACUUUUAGCUUGCUGUAUAACGUUAUCUGACGUGAUGACCGAGUCCACAGGUAUAAGAAAAGCAC